Diabrotica virgifera virgifera (western corn rootworm) is the source of this 556-nucleotide messenger RNA. Its product is annotated as fatty acid-binding protein, liver-type-like. Gene Ontology annotation, molecular function: lipid binding. The record is from RefSeq and is a predicted model, not a curated record. Bases 103 to 471 code for a protein of 122 amino acids. NCBI's taxonomy places the organism in Eukaryota, Metazoa, Arthropoda, Insecta, Coleoptera, Chrysomelidae. The transcript is spliced from 4 exons.
UUUUAUUAUUUAGAUUGUACUCGUAUAUAUAGGCAUCAUUGCCAUCUUAUUUUUAGAAAGUUCUGUUUGUAACUUUGUCAGCUAACGUUUAAUGUAGCGGAAAUGGCUCUUUCCGGAAAAUACACUGUUAUUGAUGAAGAUAACUUUCAAAAUUAUCUCAAAGCAGUCGGAGUUAAUUUUCAGUAUCAUAAAUAUACAAUUGAGUUUCAACAAGAUGGCGAUAAAAUCAAAGUUAACGAAUUUUUCGGCGAGAAAUCUCUUUUGUUCGAAAUUAUCGUAGGGAAGGAAGUUGAGGAAAUGAGUAUAACAGGAAGUAAAAUCAAGAACUAUGCCAUUUUUUUCGAAGACGUCCUAAUUGUAAGAAGAAGUGAUGAGCGAACUAUAAUAUACAACUUUAAGCCGACUGGAGGAGAAAUUAUUCACUUAGCACCGAAUGCAUUUGGAAAACUAAUCUUCAAGAAGGACGAUUAAUCUGACCGAUAAGAAUAUAAGAGUGUACACGAGACAAUAGAUUAUUUGUGUAGAAUUCUUGACUUAAUAAAAUAAUAUUUAAGUA